CCGCGGGUGUCUAUCUGUGUCAGAUAAUACAGCUAACAAUUCAACUUACACGUAAACAUAUCUCGAAGAGACUUGCACUACUGAUCCGUUUUUCAUUAUUUCAGAGAUCAUUCGUGCAGAUAAUUUCGGUGCAUCUAAAAAAAUGCGCACCUUAACUAGAUGCUGCUUCUCCUCGAAAACAGAAAACCCCUGGGAGAAUUUUAUACCUAACUCCACGGGACAUCUAAAGCGGAAGGCUCGCAAAUGUUCUUGAACAUAAAUAGAAACUAGUAAUAUA
Acanthoscelides obtectus is the source of this 277-nucleotide messenger RNA. Lineage: Eukaryota; Metazoa; Arthropoda; Insecta; Coleoptera; Chrysomelidae. The record is from the annotation of a GenBank genome assembly.